This is a messenger RNA of Mugil cephalus (flathead mullet), 1515 nucleotides long. It is a transcript of the gene ognb, whose product is annotated as osteoglycin, paralog b. The record is from RefSeq and is a predicted model, not a curated record. The transcript is spliced from 6 exons. Gene Ontology annotation, molecular function: protein binding. NCBI's taxonomy places the organism in Eukaryota, Metazoa, Chordata, Actinopteri, Mugiliformes, Mugilidae. The coding region runs from base 100 to 948 and encodes 282 amino acids.
GAAGACCAUUUAAUGUGACACAAAUCCACAGCACGGAUUGAGUUAAAGCUCAUUUCCUUUUCUUACUCAGCAGUACAUUGGCAGCUUAAUAAAAACUGGAUGGAAAAUUUUCCUGCUCACAUGUACCUCAGAUCCCAGCCUAGCAGACAGCACUCUCUUCUCUCACCAGCCACCAUGAUGCAAAUAAGGAUUUUAAUUUUCACAUCUGUUCUGCUCCCAUGGAUACUGUGUUCGGCUGCGAAGGAUGAAUACAUGGAAGCGAGAAAAGUCAGGAGAAAUACAAAUAUGAUACCAACACCCAUCCCGAAAACUGACGAGUUGCCAACAUGUCUAAUGUGCGUCUGCCUGAGCGGAUCCGUUUACUGUGAGGAUGUGUCCCCCGACAUGUCAGCAGUCCCAACGCUGCCUAAGGAAACGGCAUAUCUCUAUGCACGUUUCAACAAAAUCAAAAAGAUAAGAAACAAUGACUUCGCAGAGACGGAAACUUUGAGAAGAAUCGACCUGACUGGGAAUCUCAUCUCCGAGAUAGAAGAUGGAGCUUUUUCGAAACUUUCCAAUCUGGAGGAGCUCACUCUUGCAGAGAACAGGCUGACUAAACUUCCGAUGCUGCCCAACAAGCUGGUUUCUUUCAAUGCCAACUUUAACAAGCUUAAAACCCAGGGUGUUAAGUCCACUGCUUUUAAAAAGCUCACCAAACUGGCCUACCUUUACCUCGGAAACAACGAGCUGACGGCGGUGCCCCAACUCCCAGAGUCUCUACAAGUUGUGCACCUGCAUAACAACAAGAUUUCAAAAAUAACAGAUGAGACGUUCUGCAAAGGGAACACCAGCCACUACAUCCGGACCAACAUGGGUGAGGUGAGACUGGACGGGAACCCCGUCAAGCUGUCGCAGUACCCCAACAGCUUCAUCUGUCUGGAGUAUCUCCCUAUUGGCUGGUACUACUGAACUACGAAAAAACAAACAAAAAAAAAACAUGCUCUUGGCUGAAGUAAGUUUGGUUAGUUUCACAGGAAUUGUUUGGUUUCGUCAUUGAGUACACAGAAAAAUGAUAAUACAUGAAGCAGAUUAAAGUUCUUAAGCAACAUUUUAUAUAAUCAUCUACCUUCACAGUUAAAAAAGUUAACAGCAGUAAUCAUAUAACAGGAAGAUCUCACUAAAAACACUUUUAUUUCACGUUGUUUGUUUCCUCACAUCAAUAUCUCCCUCUAUGUAACACAUCUGUGCAAAAACCUCCAAACUGUCUAUAAAUACAUAUAAGUUUUGUCAUUUCUUUCAUUAUAAUACGGCUGUGAUGGUGCUUUGCAAUGUUUUUCUUUUAUAUAAUUCAGCAACACAAACUUGUUGUCAAAUCAAUAGGGAGACUUUUAACAUGGUUUUCACGAACAAAAUUAAACCUUUGUUGCGUUUAUUUUAACCCUCGAUCUCACAUGAGUUGUGUUAUCACUGCUGCGCUGCUGAUGCUUCUUUAACCGAAGACGGUUGAAAUAAUAAAAACCUGCAUGCUGGAAGUGA